This is a messenger RNA of Mercenaria mercenaria, 13187 nucleotides long. RefSeq lists its product as uncharacterized. The record is from RefSeq and is a predicted model, not a curated record. NCBI's taxonomy places the organism in Eukaryota, Metazoa, Mollusca, Bivalvia, Venerida, Veneridae. The transcript is spliced from 10 exons. The coding region runs from base 142 to 9324 and encodes 3060 amino acids. Gene Ontology annotation, molecular function: chromatin insulator sequence binding; transcription cis-regulatory region binding. Gene Ontology annotation, cellular component: nucleus; chromosome. Gene Ontology annotation, biological process: regulation of transcription by RNA polymerase II.
UUUACUGUCUUCCUUUUUCCUAAGGGAUAUAAUAUACAUGUUCUAUGAUCGUCACCUAUGCUCAGUUUGUGCUAAAUGCUAAAAGAUAGGUAUUGGCUAAAUCCUAACCUCAAGUAAAAGUGAAACGUAAAUGACACUGAAAUGGAUGAAGAACCUCAAUCUCCCGAGAUUGAUCCAGGAGAGCCAGGGUUAAACUUGGAACCUAGAAUUACUAACAGAGCUCAGGGUGGUGUAAGAAGUGACAAGACCAGAUUUAUAAGACCUGUAGAAAGGCAACGUAUGAGACCAUGGCUUAUUGAUCAUCUUGAUCAAAAUGAUAUACCUGGGUUAGUAUGGCAGGAUCAAAAUGAAAAGAUAUUCCGUAUAUCGUGGAAACAUGCUGCCAACCAGUGCUUUAACAUGCAAAAGGAUACCAACCUGUUUGAGAGAUGGGCUAUACACACUGGACGCCACCAAGAUUCUGAUCAUAAAAGAUGGAAGGCAAAUUUCCGUUGUGCAUUAAACAGUCUGCCUGAUGUAACUGAGAUGAAAGAGCAGGGAGUGAAGAAGGGUAACAAUGCCUUCAAAGUCUACAGAUUCUUGGAUGAAAAAGAGGCCAAAAUAGGCAAAGACGGAAAAACACGGAAAAAGAAAGAGCCUCCAGAGUACAAAGAAGAAAGUCCUCUUGUGAAAUUUAGAGAAGGUUUUGUGGUGUCAUGCAACACUGGAGAAGCAGGGACAUCAUCAGGUGCUAGUGGAGCUACUGGUUCCAGUCUUCCUGACCUGCAUCAGCUGGUUCCACCAGUAUCGGGUGUAGAUCUGCUGCUGGAAGCCGACUCCAAGGAGAAACUACAGCCUAUAGUUGGUGGGAUGGAUAACUUACAGGAAAUACUGGCAGCAGCAACUGCAUCUCUCGCUGCUGGUGGGGAUGCUCUUGCCUUAGAGAAGAUCUCAAUAGAGCAGCUGAGUCGUUUGGGUGAGGUAUCCAAGAUGAAGCUGGAUAUAAGACAGAGUGACAGAAAAAGAAGGAAGAAAGAAGUUUCUGGAAUACUCAAUGUGUUUCUGUGUAAUUGGUGUGAGAAAGUGUUUCCUACAAAAGUGGACCUGUUCCAGCAUUUUCUGAUAAUACACCAGGACAAGCUGUUGUCAGGAGAAGAGUAUGGUGCCAGAAAACACACACAACCCACUGAGAAACUGCAGCAAGAGAUAGAGGACCUAGAAAAAAAAGUCCUUGGUUUUACACAGGAAACCUAUCAGAAUGAAUCCGAGGAGGUAAUUGAAGAUGGCCAAGUGGUUGAUUUAUCAUCAAACAAUUCAAUGACAAGCCAGGAAGUUUAUAUUGAGGAUCAAGUACUGGACCUGUCAGUGGCUGGAGCCCUUGCGAAACAUCCACAGCCACAGUCAGAAGUUGCGCUGGACCUUUCCAUGAGCACUUCUAAACAUAAGACUGGACAGAAAACAGCAACACCUAAGAUGGUUCAUAAACGCCGAAGAUCUAAUGCCUCAGAUGUAGACUAUGCAAACAAAUUUGGAAACUAUGGUCUAGCAGGUGCUCCUCGUACUAAACGCCAGAUGUCAUUACUAUUGAAACGAAAGGAAGAGGAGGAAGAAAAGGCAAGAAAGCAUGCUGAAGCUCAGCAUUCUAUGGAAGAUUUAGUCCAUGCAGAAAUACUUAUUUCAUUGAAAAGUGGAUCAAAGGAUGAAAAUGAAACAGAAAACAUGGAACUUGAAAAUGGUGUUGAAAAUGUGCACACAGCUGAAGGUGAUUCCAUUGUUCCAACAGAAACAGAGAAAGAAGAAAAUGUGGAAAAUGAGCUUACUAAACAAGGUGGUUCAGAAGUAGAAGGUGAACAGGUUAAACAGAAAAUGGAUGAUCAGGCAGAGGAAGUAGAAGAAGUUGCUUCUUUGGAAAACGUAGUUUAUUUGGAACUGAAUGAUGGCAGCAAAGUAGCUGUUUCUAAACAAAUAGAAAUACCGCAUGUAGAAACAGAGAAAGAGAAGACUGCUGAUAGUGAAGUAAACAGUAAGAAGAAUGUACCUGUGCUUGUUAACAGUAAUGAAAAAGCAGAAACUGUUAAUGUUACCAAGCACGACCAGAAUGGAAGUUUAGGAAAACCAUAUAAAUGUGCUUUAUGUCCCCAGAGAUUUGAGGAUCCAACAGAAUUGUUAACACAUGUAUCAGUUCACAAAACAGAAUACAAAUGUUCAGUUUGUACAAAAGUUAUGACAGACAAAAAUGUUUACUUAAGCCAUAUCGAAUCACAUCUGCCAGAUGUAAAUCAUGGUCAGAUUUGUGAGGUAUGCAAUGUACACUUCUCAACAGUGGAAGAGCUACAGACACAUGUUAAAAGUCAUGAAUCUGGGACGAAGAUGUACAAGUGUGGAAAUUGUGGCAAAACUUACCUUACAGUCAAUGAAUGUAAGAAUUGUGAAAUAUGUCAUCAAAUAAAAGUAACAGAUGUACCAUCAGAUAGAAAGUUAACCAGUUCUCCUUUAGUUGAAUUGAAAGACAUAGAUAAAGGUUCUGAUAAAACAGCCACUGCUUCAACUAAAAUUAGUGAAACAGUUAAUGAAAAGGGUGCAGCAGAUGCAAGUGUUGUUAGUGAAAAUGAUUUAGAUGCAGAAAAGAAGGAUGAGUUAGAUAAAAAAUUUAAGAAUACCGGUCAAAAAAACUUGAAAGGUGAACCAGUGGUAAACCCGGCCACUGGUUCAGAUAACCUUACGGGCAUAGAAAAUGUAAUAUUAAGGAAAGACGAUACUGAUUUAGGAAAGCAGCCAGAUGUAUCAAGAAAGUGCUCUACACAAGAAUCAUUUGAAUUACCAGUUGAUUGUUUACAAGAUACAGAGAAUGUUGUUCAACAGAGGGACACCAGGAAUGACGUGGUAGAUGGAGAAAAUCAAGGAAGUAUACAUAAACAGCAAGACCUUUUGUUUGAGAAGUUUGCAGAGAAUGAUCAUGAAAGGGACAAAAUCAUCAAAGAAAAACCUAAAGCAAAGGAAGAUAAAAUCUAUAAGCAAUCAAGUUCUUUCCACAGAAUUCCUAAGUCAUUCAGUGAUCAUGUAGAGUUUACAAUAAUUAGGGCUGAACCAGCUACUGCUGCUAAAGGAUUAAUAAGUGAAGUAAAAGUAAAUGCUGAAAUACGCGUGUCAGAGAAACAUUUUGGAAAGAAAAUUUCUCAGAAGAUCUUAAAGUGUAGACAGUGUUCAGAAACAUUUGGAAAUGAAGCAGAUCUGAAUAUUCAUAAACUAUCUCAUAAGGAAACGAUAGAAGAUAAAAUCAGAAAGAAUGUUUUUCACUGUGGAAUUUGUGAUGUAAAACUUCAUUUAAAUGAUGUUGAAGCACAUCUAAAGACUCAUAAGUCCUGUCAGACAGGGAGAAAGAUUGAUGUGAAAGUAAAAGAUGAAUGUACUUGUAUUAUUUGCAACCAACCUGUUCCUUUUAACAGAUUUUACACACAUUUAAAGUCACAUUCAGUUUAUGAUCUUUCUCAAGCCCAGAACUUCAUGCUUGUAGAAAAAGAUUUGGCACAAAAAGCUGGAACAGUCAAAGGUAGAAAGCCGUUCAUUUGUAACCUGUGUGGGUUUAAAUUUGAAACAUUUUCAGAUCUGAAAGUUCAUGUUAAAACUCACCUUGGUCCAAGAAUUGUCCAAGCUGAAGAUACAAAGCCUGUCAUUGGUGAGCAGAAGCCUGCUGUGUUAGCAAUUAGAAAACGACCAAGUGAAGACACUCCUGUAGUAGGCAAGAAAAGGAAGGACUCUGAUGAGAAAAGGAUCACAGGUAAACGUCCAAAGAAGAAAGGAAAGGUUAAACUUAAAAUAGCUAAGGUAAAAAAAGAAACUGUUAUUGAAAAAGUGAAAACAGAAAAUAACACAGAUAAAAGCACUAAAUCUUCUCCAGUAAUUGCUGCUGCCUUACAAAGUGGACCUAAAUAUAAUAUAAGCACUAUAGCAACAGGUAAAUCAAAGGAUUCAACUAAAGAAGAGGAAGCAAAACUAGGUUUAGAUGAGAUAAAAGAAGUCACUGAUUCUUCAAUAGCAGAGGUGAUUCAGCUUGAAAAGGCAACACUUUUAGUACUGAAAAGUGGGGAAGUUAUUAUGAGAGGAGAGGAAGAUAAAGAAGGGCAGAAAGUAAUAAAAAGAAAAAGAAAAACACAGUUGGAUUCAGACUCACAGAAAAAACUAAGAUUGGUUGAAGGUUUAUCAGAGCAUCCAGAUUUGGUACAGGACAAUAUAUCUGAUAAAACAAUUGAGUGUAAUAUCGAAAAUAAGAUGGACUGCUCGAAAGAUGAUGCAUCCGAGUCUCAUAAUACAGCGGAGAAUUCCAGAACAGGUGUUAAAGAGUUGAAAAGUUUAGAUGCAAAUACUUCAUCACCAGUCAUGGAGACUCUGCAGCAAAUGCUGCUUCUGAAACAAGGAUCGACUGGUGAAUCAUUAGAGAAAAGUUUAGCAACAUCUUUAUUGGAUACAAGCAAUUUAGGAGGAAAUGUUUUACCUGCAACAUUGCACAGACUUCAACAAAAGAUAUUACUUGUUAAGGAGAGACCAGUCAAGGUAACUACGCCAGUCUUUGGUCCUAUUCCUGUCACAGGUGUGACCAAUCAACAAGAGGUCCUAGCUACAAAUAGACCAGUGUCUUGCCCGACAGACUGCAUAAACACAAUAUCUCUAUCUGAGAAAAAGAAUGUAACAAAAGCCUCGGUGAUUUCUGCUUCCACCCAUGCUGCAGAAACAGUCAAAGAAACAGCAGUGAAACAACCGGUCCCUGUGAACAUUGUAAAAAAUCUUUGUCAUAAGAUACCUGCAGACCCCUUACAUCAGUCUGUUCUAAAGUCAAAAACAGUAAAUACACAAGCUCACUCAAAAACUUGUGUGAUACAGCAUGAAAAUGAUAACAGAAUGCUGUUGACACCUGCAAAUAUUUCAGUUACCUCGUCUGGAAUAAGUUUACCUACUGUCAGAAGUGUAUCGAUUAAGUCCACAAGUACUCCAUCAGUCAGUACACCACUACUUCUUUCAUCUGCUGUUCCUUCAGCUAAUAUUUUGAAUUUGUCUGCAGCACUAGCUGCUACACAAGUACCUGGAGCAGUGUCACAUGCUAGCAAACUGAAAUCUUCUGUACCAGUCUUAGCUGGUAACAUUCAGCAACUGCAGUCUUCUGUCGCAGUUGUUGGUGCUCCAACUUCGUCAUCUACUGCUCAGUCCAUUUGUUUAACCGUUGGAUCAUUGCAGAAUCAGUCUAAAGUUUUUCCUGGAGUUGCUUCGAAUAUACCAGUAGCUUCAGUUGAUUCUAAAAACACAAUGAUAGGAAGUGCAGUAAAUAUGACUGCAAGUACAGCACCAAACAUUUCAACAAACCUGACAUUAUUGCAACAGCAACAACAAUUGAAUAUGCUAAAAGUAAUGUUAGGAAGGGUUAAUCAACCAUCUGUAGUUUACAAGCCAGCAUUGACAUCAGUAAUGAUACCACAAGGUGGUUUACAGCAGGCAGUACCAGGUGUUGCACGAUUUCCUUCAUCAAAUAUAGUAUUUGCCCCUCAGCCAGUCAGUGCAUCUCAGACAACUGAUAAGUCAAAACCAUCUACCUUCCAGCUUGUGUGGUUGCCUGUGAAUCAAGCAGUGUCUUCAGAUAUUAACAAGGCAUCUGGUAGUGUUGCACCAUCUGUUACAGGAACUACUGCAGUAAGUCUAGGUGAUAGAAGACUACCUCUUCAGUCUACAGUUCUUGGAGCUAAAUUGGGAUACAGUGUUGAACAAACACAAAGUCAGUCUAGCAGUGGAACUUUGCCAAGCAUAAUAUCAUCUUCUGUGACUAUGCUUACUACAUCAUCAGUAAAUCAGAAUUCUAACCCAGUUCCUAUGUCAUCUCACAGGGCAUUUGGUAUUCCUCAGGCUAUUCCUAGUUCAAAGGAAAAUGACUCCUUCGUUAUACAGGUUUCAUCAGUGCCUACAGCACAAAGGUCGGAAGAUUCCAAACUUGUAUCAAAAGUCACAGCUCUUUCAGAUUUUAAAAGUCCAACAACUACCUCAAACAGUAGUUCAGCAGCAGUGAAAUCAGAACGUCUUUGUUUAGCAUGUGCUGUUUGCAAGCAGUCACUGAGUUCAUUAGAACAAAUGUCCACUCAUGUUUGUAACUUGCCAGCUGAUACUCAAACGGGUCAAAAGUUAAUGUCACUGACAAGAUUAAACAAACCUGGGACACUAACAGAUACUCCACCAAACAGUUUUGCAUCUGACAGAGCAGCUAAUGCAGCCACUACUACAGGGUUGGUCAGUCCAGAUAUGCUCCACGCAUCAAACUGUCUAGAAAGAAUCUCACCGCCACAGGGUUCAUCAACAACAAAACACUCAACUCUUGUGUCUCUUAAGAUGAUGAAUACCGCACCAUCUACCAUACCAUUGACAACUGGAAGCUCAACAUUUGUGUCAACUGCUGCAGUUACAGCAAUCCCCUUGUUAUCUAGUCAAGGUUCAGGAACAGCAAAACCUGUUGGAGAGUUGCCUUUACCACAUGGUGAUGUGAUAAGAAUACCAGGGUAUGAGAUAGAUUCAUCAGCUCUUGGUAAGCAGAAUGUUUCUCAGAAAUCAGAGAUUCCACACACUGUCUACUUUCUUCCCACACAGAGCACUGAAUCUACCGCAGUCUCAACAAAAACAACAGUAAGUUCAACAUCAUCUUUGAAAGAAAUGACUACACCUGCAGCAGACUUAGUCACAAAUUCAGCAUUUAAUUUUCAAAUAGACACAUCAGCUAUAAGAGAAGAAAGUAAUGAUUUAGAAAAUGAACUUUCUGUUUCAAGCAGUAUGAACAAGGACAUUUCAAUGGUUCCUAGUGGUGAGCAAGACAAGGUGAUAUCAAUUAGCACACAUGGAACCUUACCAAAUGUUAUACUACCAAAGAUAUCAGAUGUAGGACAGGAAGUGAGUGCUCAAACACUGACAAACCUAUAUGGUUCGAAGGACAAAUUGUUGAGUGAUGUGCUUACAACAGAAGUUAGUGCUUCAUCAAGACCUAUAGUUGUGAAAACAACAGAGCAGAUAAUUACCUUGUAUCCAUGUGUGAUCUGUAAAAAAACGUUCACUUUUGAUCAGUUUUGGAAGCAUGCACAGAAACAUAUGACUGAAGAUGACAUUUCAGAAAAGGAGGUAUCAGAAGAUAAACAAACUCCAGCAACAGUUCAUACUAGUAAGAUAAAGGCAAAUGAUACAGAUCAAGAAGGGAAAGAUAUACAAGUAGAGAAAUAUUCGGAAACUUCACGGAAGAGUGACAUUUACAGAUGCUGCCUAUGUUUCACAACAUACGAUAAAGAAACUUCUCUUUCACAGCAUUAUGAAACCUCCCAUCCGUGCAUGGCUGAUCAUUUAUGCCCUGCAGAUAACUGUGCUCAAAUAUUUUUCGAGGUGCAGCAGUGUCACAUGCAUUAUGCAUUAAAGCAUCAGCACGAGUGCAGGUUUUGUUUGCAGAGGUUUCGAACAUACGUUGAAUUUCAGGCACAUAUAACACAGCAUUAUGAAAACAGAACUUUAAAAUAUCUGGUGUGUGUAAAAUGCAAGAUUCACUUUGCUAAUAGAAGGUCAUUUUACAGUCACUGCAGACCUUCAGCGUCUAGCAAAUGUCCAGGGUCCUUCAUGAAAAAACUCACCGUUUGUCAACAGUGUCGAUGUUGUUCUGUUAAUUUCACGAGUAAUGAAUGUAUGAAGUUGCAUUUUAAAAGGAAGUGGUAUCAGAGAGUAGCAUACAGGUGCUGUAUCUGUAGAGAGGCUCUCUCAGUUGAAGCAGAAUGUCUUAGUCAUAUGACCAGCCAUUUCCCAACUUCAGAUGACAACCAGGUCUGUUUUUGUCACACGUGUUGUAUUCUGUUCCCGUACAAGACAGUGCUGACACAUCAUAUGUCUUCAUCAGAACAUGUACGUGCUGAAACAUCGCAUCAGCGUCUGCUUGAUACGUAUAAGUUACGACAUGGAGGUCAUGGAAAUUUUAUAUCAUCUCAAAACAUAAAAAAGACGGUAGAGGAAGGUGAUCAGAACGUACAAGAUGAUAUUGAAAAACACGACAAAAACUCAGUAAUAACAGAAGUUGAGACGGGUGUAAUUAGAAAAGAUCAUGAAAAAAGAGAAAUCAGACUUUCCCAGGAUUUACAUACAUGUUCACAAUGUAACAUUUGCUUUAAAACAUUGUUUGAUUUGAAACAACAUAAUGUUUUCCGUCACAUCAGAAGAACACCUGAACUGAAGAAGAAUUACUACACAACAAAGUCAAAAGUUAGUUAUCACAAGAUCAUAGACAGCAAAAUUAUUGUCUGUGAAUUUUGUGGGAAGAGAUUUUUUAAUGUCAGUGAACUACGGCAGCAUAUCAACAUUUCUCAUGAAGAAAAGCUUUUCUUUGCGUGCAAGAAUCCAGACUGUAUCAUGAAUUUUAACAGUAUUUAUGAGUCAGAGACACACGUAUGUGAAAGUUUAGCAAAAGGGGUGGACACAACAGAAAACACAUGCAUGUUGAUGGAUGCUAGUCGGCCUUCUUUGAAGAAUAUGAAAGAAUAUAUGUUGCAGUAUUAUGUAGAAGAUUGUAAACAGUUGUUAGAUAAAGUUGCCAGUACGAUAGAAAUUGUUCAGGAUCAUCUUGGUGACCAUUUUGUAUGCCAGUAUUGUAACAAAAGGUUCCGUUAUUGCCAACAAAUGAAACUGCACCUGAUAAAUCAACAUGUAGAUAGAUUAGCACAGUGUGUAGACUGUCUAGAAUAUUUCUUUAAUCAGAAAAGUUUGUUGGAACACAGACGUGACUGCGCAGUGAAAGGAUUCUCUGACGAAGAUUUCCACACCAAAAAGAAAUUGCUAGGCUGUGAUGUAUGCUUUAACUCAUUCAUUUACAUCUUGGGACUGACAAAGUACUUACGUGAUAUUAAAUUCUUAUCUGAGAAAAAUAAAUCAAGCGGGUACAGGUGUAUUUCUAGAAAGGGUGUGUUUGAUUUGAAGUAUGACGGAGACUCGGGUGUAGAGGAGAGCAACUCAUUACCGUUCAGCUAUUCAAGAAAAUUUAUUUGCAUCAGUUGCAAAAAUGAAUACUGUAAUGCUGAAGACUUUUACAUUUGCAUGAAGUCAAGACUGACAGUAGAAAGGAACAAGCAGAAUGAAGUGUCGAGGCAAACAACUAGCCAAACUGAUGAAACCAAAGAAGAUACACCUGGGAACAGGGAUGUUGAAAGUAUGUCAUUGUUUGGAAAAUCACUUGUUGAUUUACAAAAUGUAUUUUUCUGCAAUGAAUGUGAAGUGUUUGUCUGUUACGAGGAUGGUGGAAUUUGUGCAGCUAGUUUGAAACAUCCUUGUAGUGGUAAUAAUACAAUUAUCUGAACCCAACUAAACCUCAAUUUGUGAAAUUAAGAUGGUCACGAUAUACAAGUCGGUAUCAUGUACUUAUACCAUUAUUGGUUUUAGCUGGGUAUGAGUCUUGUAUGGAAGAUAUGUGUUUGAAAAGAAGUUACCUGAAUGAGAAAUCAAGCAGUAAUGGGGCUUUAACGUGUACCAUAAUGGUAUUAUCAAGUGAUCAGACUGUAUUGUAUGAGAAAAGAUAAGAAUAUUUUGUUGACAGUCGCUGUAAGCUCACUCAUUAUUGCAACUCAGGUGUUCGAUCCUUAUCAAAAUGGAUGAAUAAAUAUAAUUUACACACCCUGUGGAAAAUUUCAAACAUUUUACCUGAAUCAUGUAAAAAAUACCUGCACUUCUUGUUUACGUAUUUCAUCAAAACUAACAAAGGAUAUAGAUGUGCAUACAUGAAUUUAAAGUGCUAUGUAUUUAGAUAACAUAGGUUGCCUUCAAUCUCAUUUAAAGAGAAUUCCUAUAGUUUUUUUCCUUUCAUAGAAUUUUUUAAAAUUCACAUAUAUGAUGGGAAAUUUUGUGCUGAAAACAAUGAACAAAUUAAAACAAUGGGUCACCAGGCUUGAUUUUGUGAAAAAUUGUUUUGAACACACCCACUGUUUUUAAAUUUUUUUAAUUCUUUCUAUAAUUUAAUACUAAAUAAUCAGAAAGGUGAUAUUUUCUUAUCAGUACUAAGUCAGUUGUCUUACAUUAUAUGAACAACCCUGUCUCUGUACUAAAAUGCGAUGUAAAAACACAACCACAAAAAUGGCAAUAUACCUGGCAGGCAUGAUACUUGUCAAUACAACAUAUACCAGUAUCAACAUUUUAUUACUGAUAAAACUUAUCAAAAAUGUUAUUUCAUUCAAGAUUACUCAUAUUUAAGGUUGUCUGUCACAUGUUUCAACAAAUAUUGACUUCAUUUCAGUUUUCCAUAGAAAGUGUCGGCUGCGCAGAAAGAUGCGCAUAAAAAACUAUAGGAAUUCCCUUUAAAACUGUUUAUUACUGUAUGGAAAUUACAUACCUUACAUAUGAAAUAUGAUUUCUGUUGUUAAUAAUAAGUAGUACGGCUUUACAGAAAUUCUGUGUUCAAUCAGCAGUGAAACUGAAACUGUACUGUCUGUUGUUGGUGCAUUUGGCAUUUUUGUGCUAUGUUUAUAAAUGCACAUGAAUGAUGUGUGUUAAAAAUUACUUGUGCCAUAUGUGCAGUUUGAACUUUCUUAUUGGCGAAAAAUCUUGUUUCUUUUCAAAGCUUACUUUUAAAAAGUAAAUAAAUUGUCUGCAUAAAUUUGUUAUUAUAAAAUAUAUUCUGCUAAGUCCUUAAUGAAUAUUGUAUCAAGAGUAUGAAUUUUGUGUGGUAAUUAGAGUAUUAGACAUUAGGACAGACCUAAAUGCGUUUAAAGAAUUUUCCUUUUUACUGAAGUACAUCUAAACACAAAAAGUAUGUUUCCUUUAUAUUAUUGUCUGUUAUUGUGCUACCUCAGCAUUUCUAAGCUGAUCAUUAAGUACCAAAUUUGGUUAACUUUAAAGUUUUAAACUUUUAGUUUGAUAUUUAAUGAGCCUGUAUAAAAUUAAUUGUAUACCAAGUAUACCUGUAUAUAUUUUCCACAUUUAAAAGUUACAGUAAUGUUCAAAAUCAGAACUUUAUUUCCUUAUGGAAUGAAAUAUAGGCCUCAGAAGUAUGAAGUGUGAUGCAUCAAGGAAGUCUGAUAAAUAAAUUUAAUGGAAAAGAGAAAGUGAAAUAACUUUAUUGGGCCAUUCCACGAAAAAACCUGCAUAAGUGACAAAAAUCAAAUUAUUAUAAUAAGAUAACCAGAUAUUCAUAAAGAACAUUCUUUUUCUUUUUAUAUCAGAAAAUUUAAAUAAAUCAAGAGUCACAUUGCUUUUUGAAUGUUGUCAAAUGUGUUUAGAGAGAGAUGUCAAGAACAAAGCGAAAGCAGUAUGACACAGUCAUUCUUGGCAUGUACAUUUCAUGUCAUUUAUGCGACAAAUAAUGUAUACUGGUACUGGUGAUAAACCCGGACAGAUGAUAAAGUCGACCACCUUGGAAAUAUUCGAUUGCAAGCGGUUAUUUAUAAAAUUGAACACACCAUCUAAUAGUUUCCACUUACAACACCAACUGGUGUAAACAAAAACAAAAUUGGUAAAUAUUCUGUAUAAAUAAAUGACUUACAUUUAUUUGUAUAAAAAAUAUUUAUCCAAAAUAACUGGGGAAGAAGGUGUUUUUUGCGCAUGCUCACUGUCGAAACAUGAAGGCCCGACAUUGGGUCACUUUUCAUUACUUGAUCAGGAAUGACUGUUGCAGCUUUUUGGGGAAAGUUUCAAUAUAAUAAUACGAAGAAAAUUUUGUAAAUGACAAAGUGGUCGAAUUUAUCAUCAGUCAACGUUCAUACAGUCCCCAUUUUACAAACCCCUUUCAGGGCCUCACUUCGUGUGAGUUUGCUUACUAAAUAUAAAAUUUGAAUUAUGCAAAGUUUUCAGCAAAUGUUAAGCUUUAUUUUGAUACCAACCAUUGAUUUCAAUUUGCAGAAAUAAAAAAGUUACAGGUAAAAAACCUCAUUUUCUGUUCGGGUUUAUCAUCAGUACCAGUAUCACUUAAUACUUGAAAUACAAUUGAAAGUGUAGAGACAGUUUGUAAACAUCUUUUACUGAAAAUAACUGAACCGUGUAUUUUUGGUAUCAUCACAGGCAUUUUAGCAAUAUACCUCUGCUUUCUUAGGAUGCAUGGAUGUUUCGAAAUUAUGGUUGUCAUGACAACACGAAUAACAUCUGUUUGUUAAUAAUCAUAAAAUUUGUAUUGUAUUUGGUUACUAAAUUACAAUAUCCUGGUUUCUAGUUUCUGCAUGAACACAAGAAAAAUCAGUGUUUUUUUCCAGUACUUUAAACUAAUUAUUGUGCAGUAAUUAUAUUAUGUCACUAUUAUAAUUAUUAAGCAAGUUUUCUCGUGGAACUGCCCAUAUAUAGGUGUUUGUUAGGAAUUUAAAAAAAAGGCUAGGUCAUAUGAGCCGUGCCAUGAGAAAACCAACAUAGUGGCUUUGCGACCAGCAUGGAUCCAGACCAGCCUGCGCAUCCGGGCAGUCUGGUCAGGCUCCAUGCUGUUUGCUUUUAAAGCCUACUACAAUUAAGGAAACCGUUAGCGAACAGCAUGGAUCCUGACCAGACUGCGCAGAUGCGCAGGCUGGUCUGGAUCCAUGCUGGUCGCAAAGCCACUAUGUUGGUUUUCCCAUGGCAUGGCUCAUAUAUAGAUAAAGUUCAGCAACAUAUUAAACAGUUAUUAUAUGAUGAUGCAUGUAUGGACUGGACCAAGGUGAUAUACACUUAGGCAGAUAGGAUUAAAUUACAUCUACACAAAAGAAAUUAGUGCUAGAUAGUUCAUAAGAAAUGUUAAUCUACUCAGGGUGUACUAACCACUAGUAUUUGUCUAGGAAUUGAAGUGUAUACUAAUAUGUUUAAAAUGUUAAAAACCAGGGGCCCAUUUCAAGAAGCCUACUUGGGAGAAAGAUUAGACAUAGGGGGAAGGUGUUUUGUGAAAACCAUUUUAAGUAAAUUUAUUUUAAUUAUUUGGCUAUUCUUAGAAUACGAGCCAAACAACAAGAAAGAUUUGUACUAAAAUUGAAUUAACAACACAUUUUUAAAAAGAUACAAGUUAUAUAUCCUAUGAAAUAAAUGUCCUUUUUUGAAGUUUUUUAGAGUUUGUGAACACUAUUGUAAUGUAAAUUUUUACUAUCACACCGAAGGCAUUGAGUAAGACUCAUGUCUGUUACAGAUUUGUUUAGUGUAUAGAUAAUUUGUAAAUAUAAACGUUUCAUUUAUAUAUCCUUGUACAUAUAUUGAAUAGAAUAAAAAUAGAAUGUGAAAAA